Messenger RNA from Funneliformis mosseae, 181 nucleotides. The record is from the annotation of a GenBank genome assembly. NCBI's taxonomy places the organism in Eukaryota, Fungi, Glomeromycota, Glomeromycetes, Glomerales, Glomeraceae.
CUCUGAUAAUAACAGUAAAGGAAAAGUGGAUGUAUUGUUAAGUUCAUUGUCUCCCUCUUCAUUACCAAUCAACAAGGCUAUAUUGACCAAUGACAAUUUGGUAGAACCUAUCAAGGACUUGUUUAGACAAAUCAAGUGGAUGUUUGAUAGUCAGAUUGAAUCACAGGAUUUAUCGAAGCAA